AUGGCUGUACAAGUUCAUCCACCAUUAGAGGAGAAAGAAACUAAUAUGUUCUUUGUAAAUACUCUAAGGGCCCCAUUCUUUGGACAUCUUAUUGGAAAUUCGUCCAAGAAUUUUGCUGAUAUAGUCAACGUAGGAGAAAUGAUUGAGAUGGCGAUCAAAAGUGGGAAGCUAGACGGGGGAGAAUCUAGCCGAAAGCCUCCAGCAAGAAUGAAGGAUAAUGAGGUCAGUAAUGUGAAGAAAUAUGAUUCUAAUAACAUUACAGUAUCUCGACCACAAGCCACUGUAUCGUCAACAUUAAAUCCUGUCCAGCAAGGGGCGAAAGAACCAAGACAGGAAAAGGAAAGGGGUCAAUUUGACCCUAUCCCCAUGACCUAUAAAGAACUAUUGCAGAUCCUGUAUGACAAACAUGUGAGAUUAAGACAAAGAAAUGUCAUCAAUUUCGGUGACAGUGAGAAGCCCAAUGUGGCUCAGAACCCACUGCCGAAUUAUGCAGGGACAGGGGUUAAUGCUGUUAUUGAAGAAAAAGGGAACGGAGUCAUUACCAAAGUCAAAGAAGUGAAGUCACCCAUGCAUUGGGUAUGGGGGAAAAUGGUCAAAAUAGGUUGGUUGACCUUUAAUGAUAAUGGGAAUAAGCAUGCUUGCCCCUACCACCGUUGUGAGGAUCAUGUCAUUCAAAACUGUGAUGAGUUUAAGGCUUUGGUUCAAAGGCUGAUGGAUAGUAAAGACAUGGAAUUUUACCAUGAAGCUAUGGAGGAGGAAGAGGUAGAGAUUUGUGCUUCCGAGGGUACAUCCAAAGGAGUCUACAAUUUCAACUGCCCUCUGGUCCCCUGGAGGUACGAGUGCCAUCUAGGUGAUGUUGGUAUUUCAAAGGAUGCCAAGGAAGAGGUGGAUGAGGUAGGCCACUUCACCAGAAGUGGGAGGUGUUAUUCUCCUAAUCCGACCAGUGAACCCGAAAAAAUAGCAACCCCGGAUAAAGGAAAAAAGGUCGAGAUACAGUUGAAAGAUCAUAGCGAGUACAGCAUCGUCGAGCAACUACACAAGUUGCCAGCUCGCAUCUCAAUCCUGGCUCUACUAUUAAGCUCUGAGGCACAUCGAAACGCCUUGUUGAAAAUCUUGAAUCAGACUUUCAUAUCGAAAGAUAUACCAGUGGAAAAAAUAGACCGACUGGUUGCAAAUAUUCAAGCGGAUAACUUCAUCUCUUUCUCUGAUGACGAGAUCCCGUCCGGAAUGAUGGGCAAUCCCAAAGCCCUGCACAUUACCAUCCAAUGCAAGGGACAUGUGUUAUCGCGAGUACUAAUUGACAACGGUUCUGCCCUGAAUGUGAUGCCAUUAGUAACCUUGAAGAAACUAUCGGUCGAUAGUACACACAUGAGAAAUUGCCAAAGCAUCGUUCGAUCUUUUGACGGAACAAAGAAGGAAGUUUUGGGGAAGAUCGAUAUUCCUUUAACCAUAGGCCCAUCAACCUACGAGGUCGAAUUCCUUGUAAUUGAUAUAAUGCCCUCCUAUAACUGCUUGUUAGGAAGGCCUUGGAUCCACCAGGCAGGAGUCGUUCCAUCUACUCUGCAUCAGAAACUCAAAUUUGUAAUUGAGGGGAGAUUGGUAUGCCUUAAUGCCGAGGAAGAUAUCAUUGCUUCCAUAUCUACUACCGCUCCAUAUGUUGAAAAUAGAUGA
Molecule: messenger RNA, 1671 nt
Organism: Hibiscus syriacus
Lineage: Eukaryota; Viridiplantae; Streptophyta; Magnoliopsida; Malvales; Malvaceae
Exons: 4
Coding region: 1-1671 (556 amino acids)
Source: RefSeq, a predicted model, not a curated record